CCUCCUUUUUGUGCCGAACCGUCCCCCCACGACGGUUUCGGCGUCACCUCUGAGAUCGUGAGGCCCUUGAAUCUGCCGUAUCGCGAUCCCCUCACACGCAUCCACGUAGCGACUCUGCUGGCCCGGGGGACACGACAAUGGCCGCACCUAACCCCAACAGGCCCGAGGUGGGCGACAUACUUAUUGUCAUCCACGACUUCCAGGCCCGAAGUUCCGAUGAGUUGACCCUAGCGAAGGGCGAUCGUGUCGAGCUGCUCGAGCGCGACGACGAGUUUGGAGAUGGGUGGUUCCUUGGCAAGCACACAGUCAACGGCAACAGUGGCCUGUUUCCAGAGGUGUAUACGCGGCCGGCGCCGAAAGCUGCCACACACGCUCCCGUGCUCUCGCCACCGAAGCAGCCUCUGACGCCCUUAGCCGAGGCCGCCAAAGAGCAGAAAACGGCCGCCGCAAGUCAGCCAGCGGAAGAGACUCGAAGUGCGCCCGAGCCCGAUUCGAAACCGGGCCCGGCCGCCCUCCCUCUCAGUUCCUUCAAGUCGCCGAUACCCCCUACCAGCCCCGCUCCGCCUUCGGCCAGCAGUGCCCCCGCCGUGGUCGGUUCCGGCCCCAGCAGCACUGCGCGGCCAAACACCAGCACAGAUAGCCACGUCCUGCACGAGACUCUGACGGUCAUCAACGAGCACAUCACCGAUUUCAACACCGCGCAGGGCAGCGCGUCGCUCCGGAAUGGUAAUGACUCCAGCAGCGAGUACAGUUCGCAACUGGAUCACAGAAUCUCGUACAUACAGGGCGAGGAGACAGACGAGGAGGAAGAGACGGUCCAUACACGCCAGGAGGUCGAGUCGUGGUCUGCCGACCAGGUCGCCGAGUAUCUGUUUACCGCCGGCGUGGAAAAACAGCACUGCGAGGUGUUCAGGGAUCAGGAAAUCACAGGCGAAGUUAUCCUUGGAAUGGACCAGACUUCGCUCUUCAUCAAGGCGCUCGACCUGGGUUCUGUCGGAAGGCGACUGAAGACGUGGCAAAAAAUCAAGCAACUCCAGGACCAGGUCAACGGACAGGCGCCGAGCACGGGGAGGAAUACCCAGACGUACGGGAGCGACGCCGGAUCCGACGCAGGAAGGGUGCGGAGCAGGACGAACACAAUAACGAGCUCGGGCCCGCGGCUGUCCCCUCUCAACGAAGCAUCUCUCUCUGCCAUGGCGCACCGGCAGUCGCAAACGCAGAAGCCCGGGCCGUACGAGCCUGUCUCACCCGUCUCGCCGCUUGUGGACAGCCCGACCCGCACGUUCCACGACAAACGGCCGUCUGCUGCAUCUGUCCGAGAUUUGCACCACUCCCGCCGCCACUCUUCAAACGAUUACCGCCUCACAGGCACGACGCUCAACACUCCGUCCAUCUCCUCCCCCAAGCCUCCAAUGAGCGGCGCGUUGGCCCGGCCGGCCGUCUCGCAUAAGAAGCAGCCGUCGUUCGACCGGAACUGGACGCUGGGGAGCGCCACGGCUCAGGCGUCGCGGCCUUUGUCGUCGGCGGGGCUCCAGGACGGCCUGUCGGGACAGGUGGCGGAUCUCCAAGAUUCUGCGGUCGAGCUCGAUCGGGGCUACUUCUCGGGCCCCGAUGCGGACUCUCGGCGACGCAACGUCUUAAAGAAGCGCGACAGCAUGCAAGCAUCGCCGAGGCCGAGCUAUGCCGAGGAGCAGCGGGUGCGGAGCGCCACGGCGUUGUCGCGGCACUCGAGGCUCGGGAGCACGGAUUCCGUCCGCGACUCGCCGCUAUCUCCCGCUGCGCAGAAAUACUACGGCGUUGCGAAGCGGUCGCCGUCGGCCGCAACCGCGGACUCGUUCCGCCACAUCUCGGGCUCGAAAGAGGCCGCACCCCCCACCGUCACAAGACUGGACAGCAAUUCGUCGAACCAGUCCCAGUCGUCGCCCAAGUCUGCCAUCAAGCGGCUAAGCCAAGUCAACCAUCCGGACUUCAACGUGAGCGUGAUGCUGCGGAGCGGAUUCGGAGGGUUACGGGCCGCCUCGGACGCUGUUACGGGUAGCGAACGAGCCAAGGUGUCGCCGGUUGAUCCGCCGUCCAAGGAGUCUCCGAUGUACUCGCCUGCCCGCACGGGGUCUAGCACGCCCUCGGGGGGGGCGAGUUUCGACCUCGAUUCUCCGGACGCGAGGAAGAGCCCAAGCACGGUGGCCACCCCGGCCAGCCGCAGCAGCCGCAAGAAGACGAAGCAGGAGACUAGCGCGUACACCCGCGGCCUCCAGAAGAUCAGCCCCCAAGAGGCGAUGAAGGAUGCCGACUACAGCGGGUGGAUGAAGAAGAGGAGCGCCAAUCUCAUGGCGACGUGGAAGCCGCGCCUCUUCGUCCUGAAGGGCCGGCGUCUCGCGUACUACUACUCCGAGGACGACGAACAGGAGCGAGGCCUGAUCGACAUCUCGUUCCACCGGGUCCUCCCGGCGGACAACGAGCGGCUCACGGGCCUCCAUGCUACGCUCACGGGGGCCUCGAGCACACCCGCCAUGCCGGCCGGGAGCCACAUCACGACGUCGGCGGCGGCCGACGCGGAGCGCGACCCGGCCAAGGAGUCGGACUCCAUCUUCAUCUUCAAGCUGGUGCCGCCGCGCGCCGGCCUCUCGCGCGCCGUGAACUUCACCAAGCCUACGGUGCACUACUUCGCCGUCCCGAACAUCAAGCAGGGGCGGCUGUGGAUGGCGGCGCUGAUGAAGGCGACGAUCGACCGCGACGACACGCAGCCGAUCACGACGACGUACCAGCAGAAGACCAUCUCGCUGGCCAAGGCGCGCCAGAUGCGGCACCGGCCGCCGGCGCUGAUGAACCUGGACGAGCCCGACGACGCCGGCAGCGAGAAGAAGGGGUCUGCCGGCGGCGGGAAGGACAGCAACGGGCUCGGCAUCGUCUACGGCGAGGUCGACAGCGCGAUCGCCGGCCUGGAGAAGUUUGGGUUGCAGCAGCAUCCCGAGAGCGCCCGGCCAGGGGGGUUCGGCGGCGGGCUCGGGUCGGAGAAAGACACGUCGUUGCUGCCGCAGAGUGCUUAGGCGCAGCUUGGGUGUAUGAACGUCUUGGGACGCUGACGGGGACCCGGCCGAGAUUUUUCUCCCCUAUUGUUUUUCCCUUGCCCCCAUCCAUCCAAACCAAUCCCUCGACCGAGACUGCCUGCUUGUGUUCGAAAACGAAAAAAACC
Thermothielavioides terrestris NRRL 8126 is the source of this 3193-nucleotide messenger RNA. RefSeq lists its product as uncharacterized. Gene Ontology annotation, cellular component: plasma membrane. Gene Ontology annotation, biological process: actin cytoskeleton organization. NCBI's taxonomy places the organism in Eukaryota, Fungi, Ascomycota, Sordariomycetes, Sordariales, Chaetomiaceae. Bases 138 to 3047 code for a protein of 969 amino acids. The record is from RefSeq and is a predicted model, not a curated record. Gene Ontology annotation, molecular function: protein binding. The transcript has 3 exons.